Messenger RNA from Brassica napus (rape), 2323 nucleotides. RefSeq names its product cationic amino acid transporter 2, vacuolar. Gene Ontology annotation, biological process: amino acid transport; transmembrane transport. Gene Ontology annotation, molecular function: amino acid transmembrane transporter activity. Bases 205 to 2121 code for a protein of 638 amino acids. The transcript is spliced from 14 exons. The record is from RefSeq and is a predicted model, not a curated record. Gene Ontology annotation, cellular component: membrane. NCBI's taxonomy places the organism in Eukaryota, Viridiplantae, Streptophyta, Magnoliopsida, Brassicales, Brassicaceae.
UUAUGUCAGGCAGUGGCUCCUUUCCCUACGGCACCAAUCAAUUAUCAAUCAAUUCAAUUCAUUUUUUAAAACUGAAAAGAUCUCCUUUUCUUUUCUUCUACCUUCUUCCUCCCUUCUCCAGAAAAUCCAUUGAAUCAUUUUUUGACGAAAAUAUAAUCUCAUCGAUUGAUUUUGAUUUGAUUUUGAUUUUCAGGGGAUAUUUGGAUGGGUUUUCUGGUGGAUACCCAAAAGGAAGGAGGCGGACACUCAUGGGGUUACCUCAGGAGUUUGGUCCGUAGGAAACAGGUCGACUCUGCUGAUGAGCCUCAUUCUCAUCAUCACCACCAGCUCGCCAAAGCCUUAACUGUUCCUCACUUGAUUGCAAUUGGUGUUGGAGCGACAAUAGGAGCGGGAGUGUAUAUUCUUGUGGGAACAGUUGCAAGAGAGCACUCAGGACCAUCUCUUGCUUUGUCAUUUCUUAUUGCUGGAAUCGCAGCUGCACUUUCUGCCUUUUGCUAUGCUGAACUCUCUAGCCGUUGUCCCUCCGCUGGCAGCGCCUAUCACUAUUCCUACAUUUGUGUAGGCGAAGGUGUUGCGUGGUUGAUCGGUUGGGCACUGAUUCUGGAAUACACCAUUGGUGGCUCUGCUGUUGCCCGUGGCAUUUCCCCUAAUCUGGCAUUGAUUUAUGGUGGUGAAGAUGGUUUGCCUUCAUUCUUGGCGCGUCACCAGAUCCCAGGUCUUGAUGUUGUUGUUGAUCCAUCUGCUGCUAUUCUUGUCUUCAUUGUGACUGGCCUCUUGUGCCUGGGUAUUAAGGAGAGCACAUUUGCUCAGGGGAUUGUGACUGCAGCCAAUGUGUGUGUCUUGUUAUUUGUCAUCGUAGCUGGCAGUUAUCUGGGCUUCAAGACUGGUUGGGCUGGUUAUGAACUUUCUUCAGGGUUUUUUCCAUUUGGAGUGGAUGGAAUGUUUGCUGGUUCUGCUACAGUCUUCUUUGCAUUCAUUGGUUUUGAUUCGGUUGCAAGUGCUGCAGAGGAGGUGAAAAACCCUCAACGGGAUUUACCAAUUGGAAUUGGUCUUGCACUCUUUCUCUGUUGUUCUGUCUACAUGAUGGUCUCCACUGUGAUUGUUGGCUUAGUCCCUUACUAUGCCAUGGAUCCUGACACUCCCAUCUCCUCUGCGUUCGCUAGUCAUGACAUGCAAUGGGCCGUAUACUUGAUCACUUUAGGAGCUGUCAUGGCCCUCUGCUCAGCUCUAAUGGGUGCACUUCUCCCUCAGCCGCGAAUUCUGAUGGCAAUGGCUAGGGAUGGGUUGCUGCCUUCUCUUUUCUCAGACGUUAAUAGACGCACACAGGUUCCGGUUAAAGCGACCAUAGCAACUGGGCUUUGUGCAGCAACCUUAGCCUUCUUUAUGGAUGUUUCGCAGCUCGCAGGCAUGGUGAGUGUUGGGACACUUCUGGCAUUUACAAUGGUGGCAAUCUCAGUGUUGAUACUCAGAUAUGUUCCUCCGGAUGAGCUACCUCUUCCGGCAUCCCUUCAGGAUAGAAUCGACUCUGUUUCCUUCAUACCUGGUGAAACAAAGUCAUCCCAUCAUGUUGGCACUUCUGACGAUAGUAAUAAACAGCCUUUAAUUGGCGAUAAUGAUGAUUCGGUUCAGUUCCCAGUCAUCGAGAAACAAGAAGCUCUUGGGUGUUGGGUUCUGAGCGAAAAAAAGAGGAGAAUUGUCGCUGGAUGGAGCAUUAUGCUCACUUGUAUUGGGGCCUUUCUUCUAAGCUAUUCGGCGUCGAGCCUCAACUUCCCAGGGUUUAUUAGAUAUCCGUUGUGUGGUGUUAGUGGAAGUCUACUCCUUGCUGGUUUGAUUGCUUUGAGUUCUAUAGAUCAGGAUGAUGCCAGGCACACUUUUGGACACUCUGGAGGUUUCAUAUGCCCGUUUGUACCACUCCUGCCAAUCAUAUGCAUCCUAAUCAACAUGUACCUUUUGGUUAACCUUGGAUCUGCGACAUGGGCUCGAGUGUCUGUGUGGCUGGUGAUUGGAGUGUUGGUAUAUGUUUUCUAUGGAAGAAAAAACAGCUCCCUGGCCAAUGCAGUUUACGUAACUACAGCUCAUGCGGAGGAGAUCUAUCGUGAACAUGAAGCUUCUUUGGCAUAAUAGUCUGUGAGGAAGGCAACUCCUUGGUGACACGAAUUAUACAUAUGUAACAAAAUCUGUAUUAUUACUUUUGAUUAUGAAACAAAAACUGUCAUAAUCUAUUUCCACACGUUCCUUUGUAUAUAAUAUAUACCCUUUUUUUUUUGAGCAACAUAUAAUAUUAUACUAUAUAAUCAGAAAAGAUCCCGAACGCUUUUCAGCA